This is a messenger RNA of Balaenoptera acutorostrata (minke whale), 396 nucleotides long. RefSeq names its product NHP2-like protein 1. The record is from RefSeq and is a predicted model, not a curated record. Bases 1 to 396 code for a protein of 131 amino acids. Gene Ontology annotation, molecular function: RNA binding. Gene Ontology annotation, biological process: mRNA splicing, via spliceosome; maturation of SSU-rRNA. Gene Ontology annotation, cellular component: U4/U6 x U5 tri-snRNP complex; box C/D methylation guide snoRNP complex; small-subunit processome. The transcript has 2 exons. NCBI's taxonomy places the organism in Eukaryota, Metazoa, Chordata, Mammalia, Artiodactyla, Balaenopteridae.
AUGGACUCCGUGAUUGAGGCUGAUGUAAAUCUGAAGGCCUACCCUCUUGCAGAUGCCCACCUCACCAAGAAACUAUUGGACCUCGUUCAGCAAUCACGUAACUACAAGCAGCUUCGAAAAGGAGCCAGUGAGGCCACCAAAACCUUCAACAGAGGCAUCUCUGAGUUCAUUGUGAUGGCUGCAGACGCCGAGCCCCUGGAGGUCAUCCUGCACCUCCCACUGCUAUGUGAGGACAAGAACGCGCCCUGUGUGUUUGUGCGCUCCAAGCAGGCCCUGGGGCGAGCCGGUGGGGUCUCCAGGCCUGUCAUCGCCUGUUCUGUCACCAUCAAAGAACGCUCACAACUGAAGCAGCAGAUCCAAUCCAUCCAGCAGUCAAUUGAAAGGCUCUUAGUCUAA